AUGGCUUCUAAGCUUACUCGUAUCGCCAUCGUAAACGAUGACAAGUGUAAGCCCAAGAAAUGUCGACAGGAAUGCAAGAGGUCUUGCCCGGUCGUUCGUAGUGGAAAGCUUUGCAUCGAAGUUGCCCCGGAUUCGAAGAUAGCUUUCAUCUCCGAAAGUCUUUGCAUUGGAUGUGGUAUCUGUCCCAAGAAAUGCCCCUUCGAUGCCAUCACCAUCAUCAACCUACCCACCAACCUCGAAACCCAGGUCACCCAUCGAUACUCCGCGAACAGCUUCAAGCUCCAUCGAUUGCCGACGCCGCGACCUGGCCAGGUGCUGGGUCUUGUCGGAACCAACGGUAUCGGAAAGAGCACAGCUUUGAAGAUUCUCAGUGGCAAGCUUAAGCCUAACCUAGGAAGAUAUGAGAACCCGCCGGACUGGGAAGAUGUCAUCAAGUACUUCAGAGGAUCCGAGUUGCAAAACUAUUUCACCAAGGUCCUUGAAGAUGACCUAAAGGCCGUUGUCAAACCCCAGUACGUUGACCAGCUCCCGCGAGCUGUCAAGACGCCCGACAAGAGUGUCAAGUUCCUCCUCGAGCACAGAUCCGCAAUGGGCAAUAUGGACUUGGUCCUUGACACCUUAGAGCUUCGUCAUAUCUUGGACCGCGAUGUUAACCACUUGUCUGGUGGAGAAUUGCAACGAUUCGCCAUUGGAACAGUCUGUGUCCAGAAGGCUGAUGUAUACAUGUUUGACGAGCCUUCUUCUUACCUCGAUGUCAAGCAGCGUCUUUCUGCAGCUCGAAUGAUCCGUUCUUUGCUCGGCCCGGAUAACUAUGUUAUUGUUGUCGAACACGAUUUGUCAGUCCUUGACUACCUUUCCGACUACAUUUGUGUUCUCUACGGUAAACCCGCUGUAUAUGGUGUCGUUACUCUUCCCCACUCGGUCCGUGAAGGCAUCAACAUUUUCCUUGACGGUCAUAUUCCUACCGAGAACUUGCGGUUCCGAGAAGAAUCUUUGACGUUCCGUAUCUCGGAGGGCACUGAUGACUUCCAAGCCGACAAGGCUCGCGCCUUCAGCUACCCUAAAAUGGAGAAGACUCUCGGAAACUUCAAGCUCAACAUUGACGGCGGUGACUUUACCGACUCGGAGAUUAUCGUCAUGAUGGGUGAAAAUGGUACAGGAAAAACGACCUUCUGUAGGCUUCUGGCCGGCGCUCUUAAACCUGAUAAUGCCGAGAAGGUUCCCGAGAUGAGAAUCAGCAUGAAGCCUCAAACUAUUACCCCUAAAUUCGAGGGUACCGUCCGACAACUAUUUUUCAAGCGAAUCAAGCAGGCAUUCCUUUCCCCGCAGUUCCAGACUGAUGUCGUCAAGCCUCUUAAACUGGAUGAUUUCAUCGAUCAAGAAGUCAAGAACCUGUCCGGUGGUGAACUGCAGCGUGUGGCUAUUGUCAUGGCACUCGGAUUACCAGCUGACAUCUACUUGAUUGACGAGCCGUCGGCCUACUUGGACUCCGAGCAGCGUAUCAUUGCAGCACGCGUGAUCAAGCGCUUUAUCAUGCACGCUAAGAAGACGGCUUUCAUCGUAGAGCACGAUUUCAUCAUGGCUACAUACUUAGCAGAUCGCGUUAUUGUGUUUGACGGAAAGCCGGGUCUCGAUGCCCAUGCUAACACGCCCGAGUCGCUACUCACUGGAUGCAACGCUUUCUUAAAGAACCUAGAUGUCACCUUCCGUCGUGACCCGACAAACUAUAGGCCUCGUAUCAACAAGCUGAACAGUCAGUUGGACCAGGAACAGAAACUGGCUGGAAACUACUUCUUCUUGGAAGAGGACAGCUCUUGA
Molecule: messenger RNA, 1818 nt
Organism: Daldinia childiae
Lineage: Eukaryota; Fungi; Ascomycota; Sordariomycetes; Xylariales; Hypoxylaceae
Product: Translation initiation factor RLI1
Exons: 7
Coding region: 1-1818 (605 amino acids)
Biological process (GO): ribosomal subunit export from nucleus; translational termination; translational initiation
Molecular function (GO): iron ion binding; ribosomal small subunit binding; ATP hydrolysis activity
Source: RefSeq, a predicted model, not a curated record